Molecule: messenger RNA, 4468 nt
Organism: Dendroctonus ponderosae (mountain pine beetle)
Lineage: Eukaryota; Metazoa; Arthropoda; Insecta; Coleoptera; Curculionidae
Product: formin-like protein
Exons: 18
Coding region: 504-3806 (1100 amino acids)
Biological process (GO): cortical actin cytoskeleton organization; regulation of cell shape; cell migration
Cellular component (GO): cytosol
Molecular function (GO): actin filament binding; small GTPase binding
Source: RefSeq, a predicted model, not a curated record
UGCACCCCGAAGAGGUUAUAUAAUAUAAUAAUGCCGGCUAUAAAUUCAUCUGGUUCUAUGAAGCAACUUCCUAAUAUUUAACUCGAUUCUCCCCAUUAUUAUCUUGAAAACUGAAACAUGCCUUGAAAGUUUUGAGCGACUGAGCGGACUGAGCAGACUCGCAUAAACACUUAUUUCGUCGGAACUGCGGUUGGCUUCGGCUGGUUUGGGUGCAUACUCCAAUUCUGAAACAUCGUCGAGCUUAGCAUAUGUCAGAAAUGUUGCAGUUGUCAGUGUCAAUAAUUGUUAAUUUAUAACUUUAGUCUAGUGUCAAGUGUGGUGAGGCUUUGUCGGUCAAAUUUCUAAGCCACUGAUAAAAAAAGCCUGUAAAAUUUAGAAAUGUUAUUCUGUGCGAGUGUGAUUCGACCCAUUCAACAGUUUGUCAAACGUACUUCCUGUGGGAAAACUCGGUAACGAUUCUGUGUUUUUCGUGAUGUAGUUUUUUAGCAAACUGCCUAGUGUUGAUGUUUUAUUGUAAACUGUUGACAAUGGGGCUGUCCUUUGCUAAACAAUCGGACGACAAUGGCACGGAGCUUCCGGAAUCCACAAUCUCCGGAUCCAAGCUGCAUGGCAGACAAGCCAGUAUCAGGCAGAGCACCAUUAAAGCAAAGGAGAAACAGGCGAUGCCUGACCCUGGAGAGUUGGAACGGCGCUUUACGAAAGUGCUGGCAUCUAUGGACCUUCCACCUGACAAAGCCAAGCUACUGAAAAGCUAUGACUCUGAAAGGAAAUGGGAUAUUAUCUGUGAUCAGGAAAUGGUGCACGCGAAAGAUCCGCCAUCGUACUACCUAAAUAAGCUAAGAACUUAUCUCGAUCCUAAAGCCUCCAGAAGUCAUAGAAAACGAAAAUUGGUAGUUGAAUCGACAUCAACUCAAGUUUUGAGAGACUUAGAAAUAUCUCUGAGAACGAAUCAUAUAGAAUGGGUCAGGGAAUUUUUAAAUGAAGAAAAUACUGGUUUGGAUCUAUUAAUCGAUUAUUUGAGCUUUCGCCUGGGGAUGAUGAGGCAUGAGAAUAGAAUUGCGGAGUCACGCUCAUCAUCAGAGGAAAGACUUACCCCAAAUACUCAACCUACUUUAGGGUCAAGUACUUUUGAGAAAAGUGUUGACAAACCGUUUGAGAGAUCUAAUGGUUAUACAAGAAUGGCUUUAGAUGUGAGUGGAAGUCCCAGUUUGAAAAGGCGAUCGAAACAUGUAGCCAAAUUAAAUAUGGGCGAAUCCAAGGACGAUAUUCAUGUUUGUAUUAUGUGUAUGAGGGCGAUAAUGAAUAAUAAAUACGGAUUUAAUAUGGUGAUUCAACAUAGAGAAGCCAUUACUUGUAUAUCCCUCAGUCUAAUGCACAAAAGUCUCAGAACCAAAGCCUUAGUAUUAGAAUUGCUUGCAGCAAUAUGUUUAGUAAAGGGCGGACAUGAAAUAAUAUUGUCGGCUUUUGAUAACUUUAAAGAGGUUUGCCAUGAAACUCAUCGUUUUCAAACAUUAAUGGAUUACUUUCUCAACUACGAAGUGUUUCACAUAGAGUUUAUGGUCGCUUGUAUGCAAUUUGUAAAUAUAAUUGUCCAUUCAGUGGAAGACAUGAAUUUCCGAGUGCAUCUUCAGUAUGAAUUUACUGCACUGGGUUUGGACAACUUUUUGGAAAAGCUGAGGUUCACGGAAAGCGAAGAGCUGCAUGUGCAGAUAUCAGCCUAUCUAGAUAAUGUUUUUGACGUGGCAGCUUUGAUGGAGGACAGCGAAACUAAAACGGCGGCGCUGGAAAAAGUAGCUGAACUGGAAGAUGAGCUGGCACAGAUGCACGAACGAACCCAUGAUAUUGAACAUGCCGCUUUAGAGAAAAUCGCUAUGUUAGAGACUGAAUUAAUACAAAUAAGACAAGAAAAAGACGAUAUCCUGGAGUGCAAAAAGAAAGCCGAUGAGGAAGUGUCGACGUUAAGGCGAGUAGUACAACAUCAUGAGCAAGAAUCGAAAAAUAGACAAUCCUUGUUUGCAAAUAAUCUUGGGGGAUUGGGAGGAAAUGGGUCACCAACAGACUCUUCAGCUCAGAGCAAUUUAGGUAAACACAUUUACCACAUUAAUAGUUUCUUGAAUGUUUACAUUGUGUUUUUUUAUUUAGAUUCCGGCAUUGAAUCUCACUCUGUGGCCACUUCAGUUUUACCAUCUCCGGUUCCACCACCGUCUCCACCAGUAGCGCCAGCUGCACCUCCACCACCUCCAUGUCCGCCCCCACCACCGAAACCACCUUCCAUGAUGGGAAUUCCUUCCGCACCCAUUCCUCCGCCUCCUGCGGGUUUUAUGCAGGCACCAGAAGGAGCCAUGACCAUUAAGAGGAAGGUUCAAACCAAGUACAAAUUACCAACGAUAAACUGGAUAGCCCUCAAACCCAAUCAAGUAAGAGGUACGAUAUUCAACGAACUAGAUGAUGAUAAACUCUACGCACAUAUAGACUUUGGAGAGUUUGAGGAAAAGUUUAAAAUUGGAGCUGCAGGAUAUCUGGCUAACGGUAACUCGGAAACUGAUGGACUUCAUACAUUCCCUAGUAAGCGAUUCAAAAAGCCAGAAAAUGUUACUCUUUUGGAACAUACGAGACUCAGGAAUAUUGCAAUAUCUCGACGAAAAUUGGAAAUGGGACCUGAAAAAGUAAUUCAAGCAAUUAACAUGCUCGAUUUGAAACAAUUAUCUUUGGAAAAUGUUGAGUUGCUUCAAAGGAUGGUUCCCACUGAACAAGAGACCAAAGCCUAUAGAGAGUACAUUCAAGAGAAGAAAAAUAUUAAUAUACUAACAGAGGAAGAUAAAUUCCUGCUUCAAUUAACCAAAGUCGAUAGAAUAUCAGCGAAAUUAUCAAUAAUGAAUUAUAUUGGCAACUUUUUCGACAGUUUCCAUCUCAUUCAACCACAAAUUCACGCCGUCAUUUCCGCUGCAAAUUCGGUGAAAACAUCUCGAAAACUUCGAUCUGUUUUAGAAAUCGUACUAGCAUUUGGAAACUAUUUAAAUAGUUCAAAGAGAGGUCCAGCGUACGGUUUCAAAUUACACUCGUUAGAUUCGUUGCUCGAUACAAAAUCGACGGAUAAGCGAUCCUGCCUGCUGCAUUACAUAGUGGCUACAAUAAGGCAAAAGUUUCCCGACUUGCUUAAUUUUGACUCCGAACUACAUUGCAUAGAAAAAGCAGCUGUUGUGUCAAUAGAAAAUAUUUCCACCGACGUUCAUGAACUGGAAAAGGGAAUGGAUGCGGUUCGGAAAGAAGCUGAAAUAAGAGGCAGGGGUAACCAUAGCUUAGUAGUGAGGGACUUCUUAGCUAACACGGAAGACAAACUUCGCAGGUUACGAAGUGAUUUUAAAAUGGCGCAAGAAGCUUUCCGAGAAUGUGUUGAAUAUUUUGCAGAAUCGUCGCGAACAACAGACGCAAACACUUUCUUCUCUUUGCUAGUCCGAUUUGUAAAAUCCUUCAAGAGUGCAGAUCAAGAAAACGAGCAGAGGAGAAGACUGGAGUUGGCGGCCCAAAACGCCAACAAUGCAUCAAAUGAGGACGUUUAUAAGAAACCCAAAUUUAAUCCGAAAAAGCAGCAGGACGCUGUGAUAAACGAACUUAAAACAAAAAAUCGAAUGGUUCAUGAGAAGAAAAUCCUACAGCAGGAUGAAGUCUAUAACGGAGCACUUGAGGACAUUUUGCUGGGCUUGAAAAGUGAACCAUAUAGAAGAGCGGACGCAGUCAGGAGAAGUCAACGAAGAAAGAUUGAUAACAAUAGACUGUCCAAAACCAUGGAUGAAAUAGAGAUUUAAUAUUGUAUUCGAAUUAUUAACUAUUAACCAACAUGUACAGUUUUAUACGGACAAUUUACUGAUGUUAAGUUAUGUUUCAAUGUGGUAGUAGUUUUGCCUUGUGCUUACCAGGACUGUUUACAUAUUUCAUAUUAUGUUGAUGCCGAUUUUUUUCUGUGCUUUGAUAAUUAGUUAUAGACAUACUCGAAUUCCAAUUUCUUUUGCUGUCUUAGGAUAAUUCAAAACAGAUGUUCGGAAAGAAACAUGGUUUUAGUUCGUUUUCUAGCUGCCCAACUUUAGCAAACGAUAGAUAAAAAGUUGAACAUGAAUGUGAGUUUGCUAUUUAAACAAACCAUUUUUGUCACUUUUUAUAUGUUAGUAAAGUUGUUGCAGUAAACUUAAAUUGCAAGUUAUUUUUCAGCUUGUUUUACUAUUUUGGAUAUUUCAGGACAGUAACAUAUUUUGUAAGCAUUUCUAUAUUUUUAUGUAAGUUUAAAGGACAAAUAACACUUGGACAUUCCUUUUACUAGCCGUAACAAGAUGAGUAUCAACAUAAUAUGUAAAUACUUUGUCUGAAAAUGUGAGACUAGGUUUAAAUUUAAGACUUUCCGUGCCUUUUUAGAUACUAAUUAUUUUUAUAACUGUUCCAAAUUUUAUGCGAAUAAAUUAAUAUAUUGUGAUAA